Molecule: messenger RNA, 1815 nt
Organism: Aspergillus ruber CBS 135680
Lineage: Eukaryota; Fungi; Ascomycota; Eurotiomycetes; Eurotiales; Aspergillaceae
Product: S53 family peptidase
Exons: 2
Coding region: 1-1815 (604 amino acids)
Biological process (GO): proteolysis
Molecular function (GO): tripeptidyl-peptidase activity; serine-type endopeptidase activity
Source: RefSeq, a predicted model, not a curated record
AUGUUGUCAUUUGUUCGUCGGGGAGCUCUCUCCCUCGCUCUCGUUUCGCUGUUGACCUCGUCUGUCGCCGCCGAGGUCUUCGAGAAGCUGCAUGUUGUGCCCGAAGGUUGGAGAUAUGCCUCCACUCCUAACCCCAAACAACCCAUUCGUCUUCAGAUCGCUCUGCAGCAGCACGAUGUCACCGGUUUCGAACAGUCCCUCUUGGAGAUGUCGACUCCCGACCAUCCCAACUACGGAAAACACUUCCGCACCCACGAUGAGAUGAAGCGCAUGCUUCUCCCCAAUGAAAAUGCCGUUCACGCCGUCCGCGAAUGGCUGCAAGACGCCGGAAUCAGCGACAUCGAAGAAGACGCCGAUUGGGUCCGUUUCCACACCACCGUGGACCAGGCCAACGACCUCCUCGACGCCAACUUCCUCUGGUACGCGCACAAGAGCCAUCGUAACACGGCGCGUCUCCGCACUCUCGAGUACUCGAUCCCAGACUCUAUUGCGCCGCAGGUCAACGUGAUCCAGCCAACCACGCGAUUCGGACAGAUCCGUGCCAACCGGGCUACGCAUAGCAGCAAGCCCAAGGGUGGGCUUGACGAGUUGGCUAUCUCGCAGGCAGCUACGGCGGAUGAUGAUAGCAUUUGUGACCAGAUCACCACCCCACACUGUCUGCGGAAGCUGUACAAUGUCAAUGGCUACAAGGCCGAUCCCGCUAGUGGUAGCAAGAUCGGUUUUGCUAGUUUCCUGGAGGAAUACGCGCGGUACUCUGAUCUGGUACUGUUCGAGGAGAACCUGGCACCGUUUGCGGAGGGUGAGAACUUUACUGUCGUCAUGUACAACGGCGGCAAGAAUGACCAGAACUCCAAGAGCGACAGCGGCGAGGCCAACCUCGAUCUGCAGUACAUCGUGGGAAUGAGCGCGGGCGCGCCCGUGACCGAGUUCAGCACCGCCGGUCGCGCACCCGUCAUCCCGGACCUGGACCAGCCCGACCCCAGCGCCGGUACCAACGAGCCGUACCUCGAGUUCCUGCAGAACGUGCUACACAUGGACCAGGAGCACCUGCCGCAGGUGAUCUCUACUUCCUACGGUGAGAACGAACAGACCAUCCCCGAAAAGUACGCCCGCACCGUUUGCAACAUGUACGCGCAGCUGGGCAGCCGCGGUGUGUCGGUGAUUUUCUCGUCGGGCGACUCCGGCGUCGGCUCUGCCUGUAUGACCAACGACGGUACAAACCGCACCCACUUCCCCCCGCAGUUCCCGGCGUCCUGCCCCUGGGUGACAUCGGUCGGGGCCACUGAGAAGAUGGCCCCCGAGCAAGCGACAUAUUUCUCCUCGGGCGGCUUCUCUGACCUCUUCCCGCGCCCAAAGUACCAGGACGCUGCUGUCAGCAGCUACCUUCAGACCCUCGGAUCCCGGUACCAGGGCUUGUACAACGGUUCCAACCGUGCAUUCCCUGACGUCUCGGCGCAGGGUACCAACUUUGCUGUGUACGACAAGGGCCGUCUAGGCCAGUUCGAUGGUACUUCUUGCUCUGCUCCCGCGUUUAGCGGUAUCAUCGCCUUGCUCAACGACGUCCGUCUCCAGAACAACAAGCCCGUCCUGGGCUUCUUGAACCCCUGGUUGUAUGGCGCUGGGAGCAAGGGCCUGAACGACGUCGUGCACGGUGGCAGUACAGGAUGCGAUGGACAGGAGCGGUUUGCAGGAAAGGCCAAUGGAAGCCCCGUCGUGCCGUACGCUAGCUGGAAUGCUACGCAAGGCUGGGAUCCAGUCACUGGCCUUGGAACGCCGGAUUUCGGCAAGUUGAAGGAUUUGGCUCUGUCGGCUUAA